AUGGAUGGAGAUGACACAACUGCUAAAUGGAUCCCACAGGCUGAGAGCGGAGAUAGAGAGAGAUGGGAAGAAUGUCCUUCCACUUCUCGUGAACUGCCUGUAAAUUUACUUUCUGGUUACAAGAUGCAAUGGGCGUUGAAUCGCCCACUAAAACUAGUUUCAGGUCGUCAAUUUAUAUAUGUCAAUGCUUACAAGCUUGCCACACAAAGUCUUACAUUCCGUCGGCUGAUUAAAGAAGUUGACGAGCGUCAAAAGAGGCGGCGCAAUCGACAAGAUCAACAGCAUCGCCAACGUGAGCAUUCAAAAGAACAUCCACUACUCAUUGAUUGCCAUCUUAGCACUGACGUCAAUGAUUUGGCUUUCGCCAUUCAUUUCUGUCACUUGGGAGAGUGCCGAAUAUCCACCACCACCGUAAUUGAACGAUCAGAAACUUUGCCAACGAAAAGAAGGGAUGAAAAAUCAAAAAACAAAGAAGACCUCCGAGGUACUACAAAUACAGUACUCCUGAGCACCGCACAGCUGCACCUGACAACGACAGUAGCAGAAUGCAAUCUAACGUGUGGCUUGCGAGUGGCAAAUACUUACGGAAUGGAAAGCCUUCACAAAUACUGUAUCGCCUACUUGAAAACAAAUCUGAAUUUAGAAAGUUGCUGGACCCUCUGGAAAAUUAUAUUCACAGCUCCAAACACCUCCACAAACACUAACAUAAGUCAGAUUGAUGAAAAAGCAGGUCAUGUGCUAAUAAAAUUCAUGCAUGAAAAUUUUCGCAAAUUUACACUAAGGGCGCUUUCAAGGGGUUUUGCACACUUUAGCGCCUCCGAACUUGAAUUCCUUCUUGCCUCGGACAGGCUAAAUGUCCGCGCUGAAUCAGAGGUAGUAGAUAUAAUAGAGGCAUGGAUCAGUGUGCAAUCGAAAAAUUCUGACGCGCUGCUCAAGUUUACUCCACGUCUAAUCGAACAUUGCGUGAGACUCGAUCAGUUAGAAGUAGAUGAAAUUAAUCGUUUAUUGAAGCUUCCAGGGAUGCAAAUGAAAAGGAAUCAUCAGGCAACUCGAACGGGCAAUGGCGUAGUACGGAAUUCACUGGUUACCAUUCCCGAUUCCUCUCGUAAUUAUGAAUCACGAAACAGAUGUGUUUGGAUGCUUCAGCAGUUACGACGGCGUCUGCUUCGAACGACACGAAACCUCCGAUCUUUAUCCUCCCGAUUAGGAGACCAAGACAGUGGGAGAGUUAAAAACUGGUCUACUCUAGGUCCCAGAGUACCACAUGAAGCAAUCGUUGUAUUUGGGGGCUGGGAGAACGGUCAACCAUGUAGAAAUGUCAGAGUGUUAGAUUCACGUCGGAAAAAGUGGAAAACCUACAACACCGAGUUGGAAUCAAGUCUCGUGUUGCCGCAUCCUCUCAUGAGCUUCGGAAUCGCAAAUGUGGAUAACGAAGUUAUUUACAUUGCGGGAGGAGAAAGCAGAAGUGGUCACGCUACCCAGGAAGUGCUUCGGUAUGAACUCAAGAGCAACAGUAGCAGUCGAGGCUGGAAAGGCUGCGCACCAAUGCACGAUAUUCGUAGAGACUUGAUUUUGGUAAACUUGAAAGACAAAACGCUCUAUGCAAUUGGAGGCGAUAACAAUCGCACAGUCCUUGACUCUGUAGAGGCUCUUGCAUUGGAUAAGGGUAAAUCAAAUGGUUGGGUAGAGGUUGCACGCAUGAUAAUUCCCCGAGGAGCUCCAGCCGGUGAUGCGGUCGGUUCGCUGAUAUAUGUUUGCGGUGGAUAUACGGAGAGUAGAAUGGAGUCUUUGACAAACAGUUGCGAGACCUACAACCCAGAGACUAACCAGUGGACAAUGAUACAACCGAUGACGCAACCGCGUUACUACGCUAGUGCAGUUUGCUACCAGAACCACCUGUACAUUCUCGGUGGGGGAGGAGAUAACUCAGCGAGAAUGACAACAUCUGUGGUCGCUCUGGGCUACAGUAGCACUGUGGAACGAUACACCCCAGAAGAGGGUGUGUGGGAGUUAAUGCCAUCCAUAGCUGAACGGGCUGAUUUUGCAGCGUGUGUACAUGAAGACAAGAUCUUUUGCAUAGGCGGUGGAGGUGAAGCCUUCUGUACGGCGGACAUAGAGUAUUGGCGACCAUGGGUGGGAAGAAUUCAAAUAGGCGAGGAGCGCCAUUCAUGGAGAGGUGAGAGAGAUAACUCCGAGCAUCCGAUAAAUGAGAGCACGCCAGGACCCAGUUCCGUCAACGCACCCAUUUGGAUGCCGGUGAGUGAGGGCGACGACGGUAUUACAAGUCUCAGUCCACAGUUGCCUGUGGAAACGUUUGACAGUUGGCACAAAGGAGCUCAACUUCCACUUCCCCUAUGGGGUCAUCGGUGUGUGUCUAUCAAUGGAGUGGACAAAGUCAUUCCACUUUUAUCGGGGGAAUCAAAUCCAGAUUCCAGCGCGACAGUCUCGAAUGGAACGCCUAAAAGUGUGGGGCCUUGUCGAUGGAAAGUAAAGAGAAGCGCAUCGAAUACCAUUCUCGCCAUAGUGGAUGUACACGAGUCGAUGCCCCAGAAUGAAGAAAAAGAAAAAGCUGAGGAUGGAGGAGAGGAGAAUGGAAAAAUUGAAGUUCGGGUUGGAAAGAGGACCAUGCUGGUUGAGUACUAA
Molecule: messenger RNA, 2643 nt
Organism: Echinococcus granulosus
Lineage: Eukaryota; Metazoa; Platyhelminthes; Cestoda; Cyclophyllidea; Taeniidae
Product: Kelch-like protein 10
Exons: 1
Coding region: 1-2643 (880 amino acids)
Molecular function (GO): protein binding
Source: RefSeq, a predicted model, not a curated record